CGACCCCACACACUCACGCACACGAACACGCAUCCUCACACAAACCCUAAUUUCCAAUGCCCUAGCUUAGCCCUACUGCACAUGCAUUAUUUCUCUCUCAUUUCUCAAACAGAGAGACAAAGUGAGAGAAAAACUAGGAAAAUCAUAGUUCCCCAAGACCCCCUUUGCCACUCCCACUCAUCUCCACAACCUAAGCAACCAUCACGACAAAAGAGAGAGCAGCUUUCUUGGUUUUCUUGUUCAUCACCAUCACCAUAAUCAUCUCUUCUCUCUUUGUAUGCUCUCUUUCUCACCUCUUUUACCUCUCUCUUUCUGUUACUUUCAGCUGUCAAGUCAAGUCUCUCUUCAUCUAUCUUCUCUUCCCAGCUUCAGCUCCAGAUAAUUCUUGGGCCCUUCAACUGAUCCAUCAACGCCCUUCUUAAAUCUCUUCAUACCCACCCAAACCCAAUUCAAUUUAGAUCUCUCUGAGUCAAUCACACAAUCACCUUCUGUCCCCAUCUCGAUUUCUCCACCCAAUUUUCUCUCAAUCCAAACAUGUCGAGCAGGUGGUGGGCCGGCCAGGUAGGUCUUCCAGGAAUCGAACCAUCAUCAUCGGCAGCUCUCAACAAACUACCAGAUCUGGGCAUAUCCACCACCGCCGCCAGCUACGGCGGAGAAGAAGAGGAAGAAGAAAGAGACAACAACAGCGACGACCCAAGAGAAGGCGCAAUCGAUGUCUCCAACCGCCGCCCCAGAGGCCGACCGGCCGGUUCAAAAAACAAGCCCAAGCCCCCGAUCUUUGUGACCCGGGACAGCCCCAACGCUCUCCGAAGCCACGUCAUGGAGGUAUCGAACGGCUCAGAUGUAGUUGAAAGCAUAGCACAGUUCGCUCGAAGAAGACAGAGAGGCGUGUGUGUGCUCAGUGCGAGCGGUACAGUAACGAACGUGAAUCUCAGACAACCUUCGAGCUCAGUGAUGGCGCUUCAAGGCCGGUUCGAGAUUCUCUCUUUAACCGGUUCAUUCUUACCAGGUCCAGCCCCGCCCGGCUCGACCGGGCUCAGUAUAUAUUUAGCUGGUGGGCAGGGACAGGUGGUGGGUGGUGCAGUUGUGGGUUCGUUGGUAGCGGCUGGGCCGGUGAUGGUGAUUGCGGCGACGUUUUCGAAUGCUACGUAUGAGAGGCUGCCUUUGGAAGAGGAAGAGGAAGGUGGUGGUGGAGAUCAGGGGCAGGGUGGUGGUGGUGGAUCGCCGCCGGGAAUGGGCGGUGGUGGUGGUGGAGGGCAGAAUCAGCAGCAGCAACAUGGGUUGGGGGAGCUGUCGUCGUUGGCGGGGUAUAAUUUGGCGGCAAACAUGGUUGGGAAUGGAGGAGGAGGAGGACAACAACAACAACAACUACAACUGAACCAUGAUGCAUUUGGUUGGGCUCAUGGUGGUCGUCCUCCUCCAUUCUAGAGGUUAAAAAAAAAAAUAAAAAAUUAAGGGAGAGAAUUAGAGAUGAUGAGAAUUUAUCAUAUCUAUAUUUUUCUUUUUUAGUUCAUUUUAGGUAACCAAAAAUAAUAAUAAUAGUAACAUUAAGAGAACUUUUAUCUGAAUUCUACUGCCAAAAAAAAAAAAAGAAGUAUCGUGCCGUUCUAAAUUUUGUUUUCUGUUUUCUUUUUUUUAAAGUAAAUUAGUUUAGUGAAAAAAAAAAUAAAAAAAAAACUCGUCAUUUUCAUACCCUUUUCUUUCUUUUUAUGAAAUUUUUUAAAAUAAAUAAAUAAAUAUAUAUAUAUAUAUAUAUAUGAAAACGAAGCGAAAUAGACAAUGGUUUGUAAAUAUGACAAUUAUGUGUCCUUUUUACCCUCUUUCUCUCUCUCAAAUUUUCUCUGUUCUUCAUAAUCAGGUCAACUGACGUGAUUGUAUAGUGUAGAGGAAGUUUAGGGCCUGCUUUUUGUUUUAAUCUUUUCUGUGAGGAUGUAUAAUAGGUCUUUUAAUUUCUCUUUCUCUUUUGGAAAUUCAAGAUGUUUAGCUAUUAA
Molecule: messenger RNA, 1991 nt
Organism: Camellia sinensis
Lineage: Eukaryota; Viridiplantae; Streptophyta; Magnoliopsida; Ericales; Theaceae
Product: AT-hook motif nuclear-localized protein 20
Cellular component (GO): nucleus
Molecular function (GO): DNA-binding transcription factor activity; minor groove of adenine-thymine-rich DNA binding
Source: RefSeq, a predicted model, not a curated record